GUUGCUAGGCGACGGGCUUGUGUGACCCCAGCCUCGCGAGGGCGCCUCGGUGUCAUCGUUACUCGCCCGCGGAAGCCGCCGAGGGCGCGUCUGCUUUGGGGACCCCCGAGAGGUCAAGUGUGAGAGCCGCCUGAGACUUCGGAAUCCCGGGGGUGGGGCUUGGAGGGGGUCCCCGACUGGAAACGGGAGGAUCAAGAGGGGACCGUUCUGCAGUUCUGGGGUGGGGGCAGGAAGCGGCGAGAGGCUCCUGGGUGGGGAAGGUUGAGCCAAACGAGCCCCCGUACUUGUUCCCAGGACGGGAGAUCUGGCCUCCUAACUUGCAGAUUGGGGAAGCAAAUCAGAGGCCGUCGGCCGUGAUUAUUAUUAUUAUUAUUAUUAUUUGCCACAUUUUUUCGGGGGGCCACACCCGGCGAUGCUCAGGGGUUACUCCUGGCUCUGCACUCAACGAAUUACUCGACUAUAUGGGAUGCCGGGGAUCGAACCUGGGUCAACCGCAUGCAAGGCAGAUGCCCUCCCCGCUGUACUGUUGCUCCAGCCCCGUUGUUUUGUUUUGUUUUUUUAAAUCCCUGUCGAGAAAAAUAAAGAAUAAGGAAGAUCGCCAGGGAGAAAAGCCCCAGGGACAAUAAUGCCAGAUGACAACAGCAACACGACGAGAAGUUCUUGGCCUCUACCGCAGAAUAUUCAGGCUUGCGAGGCAAUGGCAGGCAGCAUCAGGGCAGAUGGAAGACACCAUUAAAGAACAACAGUACAUACUAAAUGAAGCCAGAACGCUGUUCGGGAAAAACAGAGACCUCACAGAUCCAGACUUGAUUAAGCAAUGUAUAGAUGAAUGCACGGCCAGAAUUGAAAUUGCACUGCAUUACCAAAUACCUUAUCCAAGACCAAUUCAUCUACCUCCAAUGGGUCUUACCCCACUCCACGGUCGACGACUUCAAAGACAGGAAAAACUGAGGAAACUUUCCAAACCAGUGUAUCUCAAGUCUCAUGAUGAAGUUUCCUAACCCAGGAGAAAGUUUAUUUCCAAGAAAGAUGAGCCAAUUAAGUCUUGAAUGUAAACCAGAUGACAAAACCCUUCUAGAUUUGGGUCAAAAUUCAAAUAUGUUCUUGAAAUCUCCAAAAAUAUUGCUAUUUCCCCUCAUGUAUGCUCAUAAUCUCUCUCUAUUUUCUAUCUCUUGGCUCUGAGUGGCUGAAACCAACCCUCAAGGUCCUGGGCUCAAGAAUCAUCCUUGCUCAGGAAUCACUGGGGAACAGGACAGGCCUACGGGAGGAAGAUUUCCGAGGACUUUUUCUUGGGCAUCCCAUCUGCCAGACAUGCCACUAAGAUGAAGAAAUUUUUUGCUGGAAGUUGUCACAACUACUAUGAAACUUAUAUGCCACCCUUAGAAAAUUUAAAACUUUUAAGUUACAGAUUUGCUUAAAAGUGGGCUUGGGGCACCAAAGAUUUAGUCUGAGGGCUAAGGCACAUACCUUGCAUAGAGCUGGGCGUAGCCUCUCUGACCAAAUGACACCCCAGAAAUAAUUGGGUCUCUGUUUCUGCUUUAUUACAUCUUUAAUAUAUCUAUAGACUAAAUUUCCAGAUAAAUUCCCCUUAGAAAAGUGCAUCAUUAGAUUGUGGUUUUUCAUGGAAAUUUUAGGAGAUUUAUAUCCCCACAAAGUGCAUGUCUUAGUUAAGUACAGAUUUUUAUCUUAAAAGUCAGGGGGUGUGAGGUGGAGAAAUAGUACAGGUAUACUUGUAUUGGAUAUGCAAAAAAACAGUAACAAUAAGUCUCUCAAUGAGAGACGUUACUGGUGCCCGCUCAAACAAAUUGAUGAGCAACGGGAUGACAGUGACAGUGAUACUUGUAUUAUGGUUUGAAAAACUCAGACUUCUAGUAUAUUCAUUAUAAGUGCAUUACUUAACAAAGCACAAGGGCAGGGGUGGAGCAAUAGUACAGUGGGUUGGGUGCUUGCCUUUCACAUGGCUGACCAUGUUCAAGCCUCAGAACCCCCAACCCCUGGGGCCCCAAGUUCUGCCCAGAAUAAAUCCUGAGCAUACCUGGGUGUGGCUCAAAAAUCAAAUCAAUAGAAAUGGAAAGAGGGGGGUAAUUACAUGGUCCCCAAGCACCACCCGGUACAAUUCUGAGCACUGCGUUGCCCUCAAGCACUGGCAAGUGUGGCCCGCAAACCAAAAGGAAGUGGGACAAAAAUAGAGGUUAAAACAAAAUUUCAAUCCUGACGUGUCCUGUGACAAGUCAUCUUGACGUGUCACUGGGUAUCGUUCCCUGUUACCUCUAAAGAAGAGGUAGCAACACCGAGAAAGGACAACUUGUUGCUCUUGGUUUAUUUUCAAAAAUGGCCACAUGACAUUGUUGAGAAUUUUCUACUCACACCUAGACCUUGGCCCACAAACCUUCUGAUUGAACAUGAGCAUAUAUUUAAGGUCCGGGUUUGGUUUAGUUGCCGGCUGGGGGGUAGUAAUUUGUCUUGGGAGUUUUCUUGUUGCUUUUUGUUGUUGUUGCACCAGGGUUCAUGCAUGCAUAGUACGUGCUUUACUACUGAGCCAUAGCCACAUUAAUAUAUUUCAGUCUCAAAACCUGCUCCUGUAAUAAGCACGAGUAUGAGGAAACUGUCUUCACACUGUUAGCAUUUCAGGGGUUGGCAGUAAUGUACAUUAUCAGUGGAGAAUUAGCAUGUUGAACACAAAGGCGGUCUCUGGUGACAGAAAUUUUAAUGUUUGAAAUGUGCUAGCAGGUUGGAUGAUCACUGGGUGAGCACAUACCCUAGCCUAGCUGGAGUCAAGAUGUGAAUCUGCUGCCCAUCACUUUCCUUCCAUCUGGGCUCACGGAAUCAUCUCCCUGCCCGAAUGAAGGCGUUUUUAGUGGUCAUUUCAGACGUAACAGAGAGCCUGUGGGCUCGAGGCGGCCACUUCAUUUCAUAAUCAACCAAUGAGACUGAGCUGCUCUUGCACUGGCAGGAAACCUGGCUGUGCUGGACGGAGUGAAAUAGCUUUCUGAGUAUGGAAGGUGAUUUUGACUCUUGAUUUUUGUCUUACUCUGUAAGGUGUAACCAGUCGCUCUUCCCACAUGGCCUCAUCCAGGAGCUAAGUCUCCCUUGUGCUGACCUGAGGUCAAAAAGCAAUCAGUUAUUUCACCAGUUUUAUUGGUGAAAUUUGGAAAGUGCCAUUUGCAUGGCAUGACACUCGUGACUUCCCCUGGAAUCAGCUCUGCAGUCCCUUGUAUAGUCUUUGGGAGAGGUCCCUGCUGGGGAAAGAAAACUUCCUUCUUCCACUAAAAGAAGUAACACUAGACAGCAAAUAAGAAAUAUAAGCCUUGUUUGGGAUACUAUAGUUUGCUACCGUCCUACCUUGUUUCAGUACCGUUUCUGUAAUUUCCACUUUUAUGAAUUCUGAGUAUCACCUGUGCCGGGAAUGUUAGCUAAAUGUGAAUUUUAUAUGCCCAGUUGUUUUUUUUUUGCAGAGAUGUUAUAUGCUAUUACAUAAAUACAUAACCUUCAGCUUAUGA
Messenger RNA from Sorex araneus (European shrew), 3500 nucleotides. It is a transcript of the gene LYRM1, whose product is annotated as LYR motif containing 1. Gene Ontology annotation, cellular component: mitochondrion. The record is from RefSeq and is a predicted model, not a curated record. Bases 633 to 1001 code for a protein of 122 amino acids. NCBI's taxonomy places the organism in Eukaryota, Metazoa, Chordata, Mammalia, Eulipotyphla, Soricidae. The transcript is spliced from 4 exons.